Aspergillus puulaauensis is the source of this 1179-nucleotide messenger RNA. Its product is annotated as glycoside hydrolase 5 family protein. The record is from RefSeq and is a predicted model, not a curated record. Gene Ontology annotation, molecular function: hydrolase activity, hydrolyzing O-glycosyl compounds. The transcript is spliced from 4 exons. The coding region runs from base 1 to 1179 and encodes 392 amino acids. NCBI's taxonomy places the organism in Eukaryota, Fungi, Ascomycota, Eurotiomycetes, Eurotiales, Aspergillaceae.
AUGAAGUUUCCUUGGACUAUACUGCUGUCUCUAGCAGGGACACUUCCCAGGCUUCUCGCUGCAAGUCCUGCCUCCAACCCCCCGUAUGAAUUAUCCACCCUUGGCCAAGAGCACAUCCCCCGGCCAGUUAGCCGACACUUCGAAAUCGACGGCAAAGUCCAGUACUUUGCAGGGACAAACUGCUGGUGGCUCGGGAACCUCCUCAACGAUUCCGAGGUGGAACUAGCCAUUUCCCAAAUUGCAGAUACCGGCUACAAAGUCGUCCGAACAUGGGGCUUCUUCGGCGUCAAUGAUCCCACGAACCCCGGUCAGCCGGUUUACUACCAGGUCCUGAAUCAGUCGUUGUACGAGGGCGGGCUUGGUAUUAACUACGGCUCGAAUGGAAUCCCCCGCCUCGACACCGUCGUCUCCCUCGCCGAGAAAUACAACCUCAGGCUCGUCCUCGCCCUAAUGAACAACUGGGACGAUUUCGGCGGGAUCAACAUCUACAGCGCUGCAUUCGGCAGUAACGCCACGAGCUGGUAUACCGAUCCGCUCAGCCAGAGCGCGUAUCGGCGGUAUAUCCAGUUCAUUGUGGACCGGUACAAGGACUCGCCGGCGAUUUUUGCGUGGGAGCUCGGUAAUGAGCCGCGCUGUAAGGGGUGUGAUAGUGGGGUUAUUUACGAGUGGGCGAGGGGGGUUAGUGGGUUUAUUAAACGGUUGGAUGGACGGCAUAUGGUUACGCUGGGGGAUGAGGGCUGGUUGUGUCCGCCGGAAGGGGAUGGGACGUAUGCGUAUGAUUGUUCGGAGGGGGUGGAUUUUGUGAGGAAUUUGGAGAUUGAGACGCUGGAUUAUGGAACCUUCCAUCUCUACCCUGAGUCCUGGGGGUAUGAGUACGCCUGGGGCAGCGAGUGGGUGCGCCAGCAUGAUGCCGUCGGACGGAGAUUCGGCAAGCCUGUGGUGUUUGAGGAAUAUGGGACGCCGAUUAACCAUACGCAGCUUGAACGGCCGUGGCAGUUGACGACGUUAGAGGAGACGCAGGUUGCAGCGGACUUUAUCUGGCAGUUUGGGACUGUGCUUCCUAUUGAGGGAACCAAAUGGGGGGAUGUCAAUUCUAUAUACUACGGGACGGAGGAGUAUGAGGUCCUUGGGUUCCAGCAUGCAGAGGAAAUGCUUGCAAAGCGUGUUAAACAUCGUUAA